AACGAAGAACAAGACAGAGAACGGUGGCAACUGUGACUUUACAUUGGAAUAGUUGCUGGAAGAGUCGAGUAUAACAUUAAAUUUUUAAAAAAUGUCUAUCGUUGGCCAGAGAGUUUCUGAGUUACAGUUACAACCUGUAGUAUACGUGCAGCGUAUUGAAUCAUUCAGUGCUUGUCAUAGGUUACAUAGGUGUGUAUCCCAGGCGUAGUAACCGUCCGUAGUUAUAUUAUAUAAUUAUUAAUGAUUAAUGUCAGUAGGCCUAUAGAUAGUAAUAGUGAAUGUGAAACUUUGAUAUUAUAUUAAAUUAUUGUAUCAAAAUCAAAGUUUCACAAAGACAAAGAAAGAGUAUCAUAAUUAGGUCAUUAGACCAAAAAUGUAGCAAAUAUGGCGGCACUAAUAAAAUAUGAUAAUUAGCCAACCAAUAAUAAUUUAAAAUUAGCUUUAGUGAUUUAGAAGGUCUCACGCGCACCCAGUUUGCGCAUACAAAAAAAAUCAUGCAUUCGUCUCGGUGAUUAUCUCGUUUUUUUGCGCUCUGCGUCACAGUUUUCUAAUAAUAAACUAACUUGUCAUAUGUGACGUAGAGCACAUAAUUUUCAAAACAGGGUGAUACCAUUUUGGUAGCGUGAUAACAUGGAAUAUAUUGUGGCAAUAUAUUUAUCCUAGAGCCGGCAUGUACUUAAUAGGUUAUUACUUUUUAAUUUCUAAUUGUACCACAUUGAAUUUUAUCGUACCGCAGCUUGAUAAAUUCACCAAGAGGAAUAACUUUAUUUUGUUAAAAAUGGCCAUGCAUCUUAAAAGUUAUUCAUCAUUAAUCAAUUCCGUAACUAAAAUUAAUUAUCACCAGUUGUCUCCUCUCUUUAAAAAAUGGGUUGUCGGAAAUGGCUCUUCUCAUCAAUUUAAUAUAAAUUAUAAAAAUAUAAACGGUAAACGUAUUUUCGUUAUUGUUUAUCUUUAAAAUUCCGCUAAGCAUUAACCAAUUAAAUAAUGAUAAACAGUUUUAUCAUAUUCAUAUUAUUAGAAGUUAAUACAACCAAGACCAAAUAAUUUAAGAAGUUUCUUUAAAUUUUAGUUUUUGAAUUUCUGACAAGUUUAUUAGUCCCUCGAUAUACAAAUAACUAUACUAUGUAGUGAGUAGAGCAUCAAUUUACAUUAAAAAAUUGUGUGAGUUUAUUCAGUUAAAGUAAAUGUUUAAACAUUUUAACUGUUCUUUUGUUAUUGAACAAUAAUAUGAAUAAUAAUAUUAUUAUCCUCUCACUAGGGACAUUAAGCAAUAUAUUAAUAGAUACUUUGGUCAAAAAUGUAAACAUUUUUUAAAAAUCAACUAAUGGCACAGUUGAAUAGAGCUAAUUUUAAACAGAAUAAUAACACCAAAAUCAUAUUUUUAGCUGUUGUAGUUUUAAAGUUAUGAAUUUUUAAAGUACGACUUGUUUUGUCAUUUUUUAACAUGGACUGCAUCUCCACAUUCUGUGACCUCAUUCCACUGAUCGCGUCAUGCGCAAUGCCUAUAUAGUUUAUAUAAGGCAACGCAUUCCCUAUCGCUAAAAUACUGUUUAGGGUCGACUUAUUUUAAACUUUCAACUUUGGCACAUGAAUAAUUAAUAAAAGCUUUCCCUGACCAAUGGUUUAAUAGCUUUUGCACACUGCAAACUCUUAUGAAUGAAACUCUGAGAUAGUACUACGACGUAGCCGUUAUGCAAGUGGCUGUGAAUGGUUGCCAAUGACAACGUGUUGCACAGGGAAAAUUCUGAUCAUUUAUAAUAUGGACUCUACAGGGUUUUUAAAGCUCAAAUUAAAACAUUUCCAGUUUAAAUGUCUUCAAAAUGCAUUCUGAAACACAAAAUAUAAAAUAUUUUGAUGUAUAUAGUGGUAAUAAUUAAAUAUUUCCUAAGUAUCGGCAACUUCCGCCAUUAAAAAGGGGGCGUGGCCCACGCCAUGUCGAAAUUAGGCUGAGCCACCUUAUGGUGAUAUGGGUCACUGUGACAAGUGUAACAAACGUGAGACACGACCUACAUCAAUGAAACUUGGCACAGAUAUAGAUCAAUAUCUAAUGCUCAUACAGAUUUAAUCAAAAAGGACCUUAUCUUAUUAUUUCACAAAAAAUUUUGUAUGCGAAGAUGCCUUAUAUAUACCAAAGAUUUUCAAAAUAAAGGUCGAUUGAAAAAAGCAAAAUAGCUGGCUAGAAAUGUAGGCCAAGAUGUCUUCCUAAUUAUAAGGCCGGAAACGGAACUCAAAUCUAUGUGGAAAGAACUAAUUUAAUACUAAAUAGACACACACAUCGGAAAAUUAAAAACUCGGAUUUUUCGGCGCCGACGCCCAUUUCCGAUACAAAAAAAAUAGUAGUCUCCCUUGUUUCAUCGAAGUAUCUAAUAUUAACUUAUUAACUACAUUAUACUAAAGUAAAGGCACAUGACCGCCGUAACAAAGUGCGAGAGAUAUCUUGUCGGGCAGCCUUGCCACGUUUACUGCGAAUGAUUCAAACCUAUUAUUAAUUUUAAAAUCUAUUUCUCUACCAAGUAAUGCACUGAGUAUCUUGAAUGCAAAUAAUAGAAAAAAAACUUACGUGAAAGUGGCUUGUAAACAUUUUUGUUUAGUUUGUUAUUUGAGUUUUUGUACCAGUAAUCCAUAAAAUAAAUUAGGGUCCAGUGUGGAGUAGGCAACCAAUUAAAGUAAAAGAUUUUAUUUUAAAUUGUUUAAAUUGCUACAAAAUAUUUAAAAAUUUCUCAUGAAACUACUGUUGCUGAUGAACAUGAUAAUAUAAAUAUAGUAUAAAAUAUUUUUAAUUAAAAUGGGAAGAAAAAAAAACGAACUUAUCCCCGGUAUUGAUCCUCAAAUCAUAAUAACGUCAAGCGACCACUCUACCAGUAGACCACACAAGAUCUACCAAACCGCACUUCGUUCGGAAUAAUAAAAAAUACUAGCCGUCCGGCGGUCACGUGACAUGCUGCCAGACGUAUAUCUUGCGCACUAUUUGUCCGGCGUACUAAAUUGUUUAUUUUAAUAAGGCUAAGUUACUCUAAGACUAAGGCCUAAGCCUAAUAAUUACUAAUAAAUAAUACUAUUCUAUUAUUACUUGUUUAAGAUAGUUUUUUUUUUUAAAUUAAUGUCAUUUAAUCAUUUUAUAAUUAAUUAAAGACAUCAAAUAAACAAAUGAGAUUCAAAAUCAUCAUAGUAAUUUUUUUUUAAGGACAUAAUGACUAAUGAUAAUGGACAAAAAAAUUGUACAAAACACAGUUUACUUUUAGUUCAUAGUAUAGACAAAUAUUUAAUAUUUCUAAUAAAGUAAAAGUAACAGUCAUUAGUUUUACUAAGCAAAACACUUGAAUAAUGUUAAAAAGUAAUAAUAAAUUGUGUAGAUUCAGGAAAUCAUUAGAUGUCAUUUCUAGGUUUCUAAAUUUUGACACAAGAAAUUUAAAAAAAUAAAAUUUAUAUAUAAAGAACUCUUUGGAAUUUCUUCCAUCGACAAGGAGACACAUUUUUACAAUAUAUUGCAAGAAGUCUGAAGAGCAGUCUAGAUAGAAAAUGACAGACAGAACAUCCUCAUUACCUUUUAACCCUUACAGUACUCGGCGCGUCUUUUUGCAGUGACCUAAUUUUUUCCAUGUGACCCAAGCGCAUCUUUUUUCACCAGCCGAUCGUUUUCCCUGUGGCCCAAGUGCGUCUUAUUUGCCACAUAGAGGGGUAUCUAAUAAAAACAGAAACGAGGAUAUAACCUUUCACCCCAGUCUCGGGAAGAAUGUUUAUUCCUUAGGGGAAUAGUCAAAUUUUAAUUUGCCUUUUAAAUUAUGAAAAUCGACCAAUUAAUGAGUUUUUUUUUUACGGAUCUGUAUUUGUUGUUUCCAUGGCGCCACCUAAUCGCUAUUGUUGAUAGCGACUUACGCCCACUUGUUGAAACCUUUUGUUCUGAAAAUAUUAUUGAGCUUUAAUUGGGAUUAGAAGUGUUUUUUAAACACCCUUAUCCAUUUCUGAACAGAUAAUUCUCUACAUGUUAUUAUCAAUUGUUUAAAACAAAAAAGUUACAAAAUAAAUUAACAGUCCUAUCAAAUUUUGACUCGUUCCAAAAUAAUGUCUGGGCCACAGGGAAUAAUUAGCCAAUUAAUGGCCGGUACUGAGACAAUAAAAGCAAAAAGUAGGUCAGUACCGUAAGGGUUAAAAUUUAAUAGCGCUGUCAAUGGUAUGCUUGUAUUAGUCUUAUUAUCUUAUACUAUAAGUUAUCGGCUACAGGUGAGAUAAGCAGUUUUUAUUUAUAAUCUCAUGCAUAUGCAUUCAAUAUUAAAAAGCCUUUUCCUUACCUUUUAUAAAUAUAAGAAUUUAUUUAAAAUUUAACCAACACAUAAAAGUUUAUUGUAUUUAAUGAAUUAUUUUUUCCUUAAUAAAUAAUGCUUUUCCAAUUUUUCUGUUCACUUUUUUCUUAACAUACCCUCAAAUAAAAGUUUCCAAAAUACAAAGUAUUGAUGUUAUGUAAAAGUUUUGUUGUUCAUAAUGUUGUAUAUUGCAUUGAGAAUGUCUCCUGAAAAUUUGGUAGCUUAAUCUUUUAAUAUAAAAAAGUUGUGGGCAAAAUAAUGUAGAAAUUUGGAAAGUCAGUCACAAGUUUUCACAGUUAGCUUAGGAAAUAGUCAUUUAAUAUCUCUAUAUACAUCAAAAUAUUUGACAACUUGUGUUUCAUAAUGCAUUUUGAAGACAUUUAAACUAGAAUUUAAAAAUAUUAUUAACCAUCAGAAUUGACCGUGUGCAAAAAGUCAUGGGAAACCAUUCACAGCCAUUUGCAUAAUGCUAUGCCGUAGUACUACCCACUACCUCAAGUUUCAUUCAUAAGAGUUUGCCGUGUGCAAAAACUUUUAACACCAUUGGUCAGGGAAAGCUUUAGUUAAUUAGUCAUGUGCCAAAGUUGAAAGUUCAAAAUAAGUAGAUCCCAAACAACAUUUUAGGGGGUACGUUGCCUUAUAUAGACUAUAUACUAUAUAGCAUAUACUGGUAUAAUGGACGCUGAAGAAUUGGUAAACAGAAAAGCUAUAUAUUAAUACAUUAUAUUAAAUUUACUGAUAUAAAUAAUGCAUAGUUAGAUAAGCUACAAUUUAUCUAUAAUUGUUAACAUUAUUAAACUUAUUUUUUUAAUACAGCAUUAGUUCUGAAAAUAAAAUUAUCAUUAAAACAAGAGUUAUAUAGCCUGUGACGCGAACAGCGGAAUUGGGUCCCAGAAAAUGGAGAUGCAGUCCAUGUUAAAAAAUGACAAAUUAAGUCGCACUUAAAAAAUUCAUAACUUUAAAACUACAACAGCUAAAAAUAUGAUUUUGGUGUUAUAAUUUUUUAAAAAUUAGCUCUAUUCAACUAUGCCAUUGGUUUAUUUUUACAAAAAGUUUUAAUUUUCUAAUCAAAGUACCUUUUUUCUCCAGAGAAACUGUUGGUCAGAAAUGAUAUUAUAGCAUCAAAAUAUGAUGGAUUGCAUAUCACCUAGAAAUUCUCAGUGAAAUGCGAACGAUUUCAUAUUUACUGACCAUUGAAUUUCACAAAAUACUUGAACUUUAGGUAUUAACGACAAUCGCUCUAUGAUUUCUUGAACAAAAACUAAAUGUUAGCUUUGAUUGUACCAAUGGCAUUAUGCACAUGGAAGAUAUCCAGAUUUCAGAGCAGGGUGUGCUUGCCCUCCUCAAAACCAUUUGGUCCUAACAACAUUAAAUCAUGAGUGCUAAAAGAAUUGGCCAAAACAAUCGCUCCUGCACUGACAAUCCUCUUCCAAUCAUCGCUGUGCACAGGCAAUGUUCCAGCAGACUGGAAAACAGAGCAUGUGACUGCAAUCUACAAGAAACUGGAGCAUUCCAACCCUGCCAACUACCGUCUGGUAUCUCUCACCAGUGUGGUAUGCAAACUGUUGGAGCACAUAAUCUUAAGCACAGUCAUGAAGCAUCUUGAAAGCCACAAUAUACUAAUAACUUUCAACAUGGCUUCUGAGUUUGACCCAGCUCCUUGAAUUUGUAGAAGACUUGAGGACCAACCUGGAGAACAGCAAACAGACAUACUGGUGAUGGACUUUUCAAAGGCAUUUGACAGUGUAAAUCAUAGUUUGCUUUUACACAAACCUCAGAGAUAUGGAAUCCGAGGCACUGCUUGCUUUUACACAAACCUCAGAGAUAUGGAAUCCGAGGCACUACCAAUACAUGGAUCUCUAACUUCCUCAGCAACCAAUGCCAGGCAGUAUUGGUGGACAGUGCAAGCUCCUCCUUUGUCUGUGUUAAGUCAGGCGUCCCCCAGGGCUUAGUGCUAGGCCCCAGUUUGUUCCUAGCAUACAUCAAUGACCUACCUAAGAAACUGACAUCCCAAGUAAGACUGUUCGCAGAUGACACAGCGGUGUAAGGGCGAUUGCCAACAGUUCUGACCAGGACCAGCUACAACAAGAUUUCAGUCAGUUAGUCAAGUGCCAGAUGAGCUGGGACGUGGAAUUUCAUCCUGCCAAGUGCCAGACGCUGUCAGUCUCUAGAAGUGGUACUCCUCUACACCCCCAAUACGAACUGCAUGGCCAUAUACUUGAGUCAGUUUACUCCAUAAGGUACCUCUUUUUUACCAUUCAAAGAAAGGGUUGCUGGGACGAACAUAUUAACAAUGUGUGCAACCAGGUAAACAAGACCCUAGGGUUCUAAAGGGGAAAUCUGAAGACCGGCAACUCCAUUGUGAAAGAAAGAGCCUUUAAAGCCUUUUCCCGGCCACUUUUAGACUGCAUCUUCAGUCUGGGACCCAUUCACCAAGAAGAGCAACGACGGGCAGCACACUUUUUUCUGAACUGCUACAGGAAUACUUCUACUGUUGGCAACAUGCUAGAACCACUGGGCUGGUCACCAUUGGAGGAAAGAAGACAAUUAUUCAGGCUCUCCAUGAUGUACGAGAUAAAUAAUGGGCUGGUCCACUGCUCCAGCAUCAAACAGAUACUCGUCCCUCUCCCCCCUAGACAAGGCCAUGACAGGCAGUUCUGGCUCAUAACAGCAAGAACACAGAACAGGAACUGCUCAUUCCUGCCAAAGAAAAUCAAGGACUGGAACAAGCUUCCAAAAGGAAAAGUUGAGGCGACAACACUUGAUGCAUGAGGCGUUCCAAACCCCAGCUCCUGAUACCCUCGCUGAGUAGCCCUUGCAACCAGUGAAAUAUCCUCUUCAAUACCAGUACCAGGUACGGAGACAUUGCAAAUCGCUCUUCGUAAAUAGGAUCCAGAAACAUCAAUACAUUGAUCAUGGGCCCUUAAUAUAUAGAAGAAGAAGAGGCUGAAUUCAAAUCAUUAACUACCAAAUUUAGCAGAUGCACAGAGCAAGGAGCAAAAGCUGCCUUUGUAAAAAUCGUGCAUAUUUUAGCCUGAACCAUGUGUUCCUUUACUGCAAGUAUGGAACAGCUGUCAUUUCAUUGUCAAAGUAAUUCUGUCCUUUCCAGACCACAUUCAUUGUAGUGAUUCAUAAUGGCAUUUGGAAUUGCAUAUGCUGUCAUAAGCUUGAGUUGCUGGAAUCCUAUACAUUUUUCACAAUUUUUAAAUUCACUAUCUAAGUUGUCUACAAAACAUAUCACCAAUGACAAUUGUUAUGUUCCUAACAUAUCAGCCAUUUCAUCUGCUAAUAUUGAGAAUCCUACUCUUUUUUUACUGAUAUAAUAUUAAUUUUUUUUUUUUCUUUAACAAUUCCUCACACAUCUCUAUCAGUUGAUUUUUUGAUCCUGUGAAAAGUAUAACAAGCAUUACCAAUUUAUGCCUACAAAUAUGUCUCCAGAUCUUUGUCGCCAGCCUCCACUUUAAGCUGAAACAGAUCAUGAACAUUUCAACUGUCACUAAUUUUGUCACAAAGUGCGAUGUCCUGUGUUCCGCAAAAAAUUAUUGUGGAUAAUCUAGGCAUAUUUUUAUUUCAUAAACUUUUGAUUAAAAUUAGACUUGUCUGACUAAGGAUAUCUCUGUCUGAAUUCCUAAUGAUGAUUAAGAAUGCUGUUGCUCAAGAACGCAGUUGAAUCCUGCUAAGCAUCUCUGUGUCACUCAAUUUCCACAUGAUUAUCAGCACCUUGAGAAAGUCAUUGUACUUAGUGAAAGGUGUUGCUAUAAAUGCCAUUUGGUACCCACGAUGAAUUGGGUUGUGGGAAACAAUAUAAAAUAUAUGUACUGGAUCUUUAAGAUGACUAGAAUAGGCAAGUCAGUAAAACAAAAUUAUGAAAUUAUAAAGCUGAAAAAAAAUUUCAAAUAUUUACACGUCUCCAUCAUUAUAGGAUAUUUUAUAUUAAGUAAUUAAGGGAGUUUUCCCAUUCAUCUAUGGGGGGUCCCAACCCGUUUUAUUUACAUAUCUCAAAAACCAUUUAACUCAUAGAAAUAUAAGAAUGUACCGGUAUCUUAGAUAGCCGAGACAAAACUGAAAAGGACACAUUAAAGUCUUUAGGGGGUUUGCUACGGAAUUUUAACUUUUACCUGGGUUGUAGUCCCCAGGGUUUGUCAUUUUACAGCAGAAAAUCUGCUAGAAGAAAAGUAGUGGACCAUCUUGGUCUGUGCGUGACAUACAUGCUUUCUAGUCUGUUCGGGCGCGACUAUUUAGGGCUGGCACACUAAGGAGUUUAUUUUAUUCAAGGUUUUAACAGCAUUCCUGAAGUGUGUCAUUGUGCACUAGGGUGGUUCAUUGAGAUAUGACAAAAAGUGAAAUGUGUGCUAUAGAGCAAGACACCCUCCCAAGUUUUUACAUCUGCUAAUAGUAAUGUUUUGGUAAAGUUUUAGCUUUAAAUUCUAACUACAAGAGGGUGCUCAAGAGCAAUAUAAUAUCCAAAUUUUACGAAAUUCAAGCAAAAUGAAGCAAUACGCAUAUGUUGAAUGUUUUAAAAUUACAACCAGCAAUAGCUUUUUAAUAUCAACAGUUCAACACUCUUUUGCAAAUUAACCACUAAGCUUAAACAUAUGGUUAUUGGCAUUUGUCAUAAUUAAAAGGUCAAAUUAUGCUGUUCCAUCAAAAAACUUGAAAAUUUAACCAACUCAAAUUCAAGUCACAAAAGCGUGCAUUAUCAGUAAAUGUUAUUGUCCUUCUGACAUUAAGGCCUGAACAGCAGACUUUUUUUGGUGAUUUGUGUUGGAACAGCCUUGCGGUUUGCUUCCACUACUUGCAAUUUGCUUCCACUACUUGCAAUAAGAGUUGUUUUUCUUCUUCGUCGUUAGUAAGCAGUGUGUUCUAUUCUUCAAAAAGCUUCACCGCUCGCUCUGCAGUGUCGUUCACAACACGUAAUGAAUUAAAUCGUGUCUGGCCAUAUCGAUACUGUUCACUCUCAUGGUGGCAAAUCAAGAAAGGCGCUGUCAAUGUUAUGACAACAAAGAAGGUUCCCCAUUCUGGUAGUUGCAAAGUCACCUAAACAUACAUCAGGUUCAUUAGAAUUAAUGAAUCUCCACGCACUUUUCGUUUGCCAGCCUCAUGGGUCAUUCCCUGCACAAUUCCCAUCUUUGCAGCUCCUGUCACAUGAUCUGAGAACAGGGCUAAUCCAACAAGCUUGUCUGAAAGAUACCAGAGAUGAUUUUCUAGGAUCUUUCUUGCAUCUGUACUGAUGUCAGGAUCGAUGAUCUGGUAACUGCUGAGAUCAGUCCACAGCUGUAAAUCACUGGAUGGAGCUUCAGUUGCACGGGGAGCAGUUACCCAAUGCUUGGUAUAAAUUAGUGCACCAAACUUAACAAAGCGCUCAACUUGGGCUUCUUCUUUCUUUGUAAGCUUGAAUACAUCUGUUUGGUUGCGGAAGAGAUAUAUUUUCAUGGCAUAAAUUAAUUUUGCCAUCCAGCGAGCAUGAUGUACUGGUCCAAGAGCCCUCCAGUGGAUUGUACUCCGUGGAUGUCCCAAAACAAUCAGAGUCAACUCAAUAAGCUCCAUGUAAUCAUCUCUGACUUGUUCCUUUAGGUGCUCUUUGGUCAGGACUGCAAUGGUUACAUCUGAUAAACUGGAAGCUUCAGGUGUCACCUGGAAUUCUGAAAAUUCUGCCUGGUGAUGACACUCCAACAGCCUUUGAAUCGUUUAAAAAGUGGGAUAUCUGGGGAGUUUGAAGGUCCACAGCAGAUGGUAAAAACCUUUGACAAGAUGAUCUCCAUUACAUGAUGACGACAGGCUAACCAAUGAAGUUCACGACCUAGCCUGUUUUCAAGGCCAACACAUACUCCAUUUAUUCUGCCGGUAUUUACUGAGGUUGUGUCAAAGCACAUAGCCUGAACCUUCUCAACCAGCUGCCACUCCACCAACAAUUUGUGAACAGCAUUUGCUUCAUUCUCACCAGUUCCAGAGCUCACCUUUGGCACACCUAACAGUUUGUCCAUCCCAUCACCUGAAACUAAAACUGGUAGCCUGUCAACUGAGCCCUCCCCAAAUAUUGCCGGAAGUAUCUUUCCAUCCCAAUGGAUUACUAAUGGGCAAGUUGGCUCAAAAUUAUCUUUCAUUGCUUUAGAAAUUUCAUGCCUAGCACUUGACCGCCCUCGUUGAAUAGUGCUACGUGAAAUAGGAAGUGCAUUUGGAUCGUGACCAAGGGCUGCAGCAAUAGGAAUAAGUAGCCGAACAGCUUCACGAUCAGAUGUUUUAUUACGAUCAAAGACACUUGCUAAACUUGGAUUGAACAAUUGGUCUCGAGAGGUUUUCUUUACUUGAGUUAUCUUGUCUUGCUGUUUACCUGAUUUGCUAAUUUUGGUCGGUAUGUACUCAUCUUCACAUAAUUAAUAUAUUAAUAGCAUGGACUUAAAACAACCACCAUGAUUCCAUCUUCCAUUGUACUCUUCUUCCAUUCUUUUUUCUGAUUAAUUCGUCUUACCAAGUUCCAUACUCUAUAAAUUAUAAGUCAUAAUUCUCACCGCACUUAACUCCCUUAACUCAACUUUGCUCUGUGACAGUAAUACUAGACAGGAAGUUAUGACAUAGAACAGUUAAACAGCCAACCCUAAGUAAGUAAAAUAUAACACGAGGAACAUGAUACAGUAAGUAAAUAUACAAAAUGUAAAUUGUAUGAAAGUUCGGCAAUUUUUGAUGAAAUUUUAAAAAUCCAUGGUCUUUGAGCAACACCUUGCAGUAGGCACAAGAGGCUGAAACUCUGCCCUAAUUAAAGGUUUGCUAUACUAUAAGGAAAAAAGUUAGAGGGUGUCUUGCUCUGUAGAUGAAAGUUGAGUUUUUUGGGCCACCCUAUUGUGCACCGCUGCCGAUUUGGACGUUCUAUAUUGUCCUUUUUUUCUACGGGCUUUUUCUUAGGCUUUUCUUUAGAUUUUUCUUCAGCAUUUGUCUUUAGUGUUAAAAUAAAGGUCCACAAGACCUGAAUUUCUUUAGUGUAUGUUAGUAAAACUGUCAGCCUCGUUCAUCACCAAACACCCCACCUUGCUACAGUUUUUGGCGCUGUGAGCAGGGUUUUAAAAGUGUGUCACACACACUCCACUCUCCGUUAGCGACCAACAUCACACUACUACAGUCUGUUUUUUUUAUAGACAUCCUAAAAUUCUUACUGGCAUUUACAAACAAUUCAAAUUUUUAUGAACAUCCAUAUAUUUAUGAACUGGUGGGCCUGGGUUAAAUAUAGGCCCGGGCUAUAAAUGGGCCCUCAAAAUUAUUUACUAUUACUAGCAUUAGCAUCAUAAUACUAACAAAAUAGGUUAGCAUAUUUUAUUAAAAUUUGUAAGCUUAUAUUUGUCCAAGUCAUGAGCGACCUCCUGCGCGCCAUGGACGAUGGCAAACUCUCUAUUCUCAUUCUGUUAGAUCUCUCUGCUGCAUUUGAUACCAUUGACCACCAGAUUCUUCUUGACCGCCUUCAUCUUUCUUUCGGACUUACUGGCUCAGCUUUAAACUGGUUUCAAUCAUAUCUUUCUGACAGAACUCAAAAAGUCUCUAUUUCCAACCGCUCUUCCAAACCUUCAGCUCUGUCUAUUGGAGUUCCUCAAGGAUCGGUCCUUGGGCCUGUCCUUUUCAUCCUAUACAUUAAACCUCUAUCAUCUCUCAUUAGCCACCACUCAGUUUCCAGUCAAUCCUUUGCUGAUGACACUCAAAUCAGUGACUCUUGCUUUCCUGAUCAACUUGAUGCCACAAUCCUUCGCAUACAGGAGUGCGUGGACGAUGUAAAGCGUUGGAUGACUUGCAACAAACUGAAGCUAAAUGAUGAUAAAACGGAAAUCCUUCUCAUCCACUCUCAAAACAAACCUCUCCCUCCAUUCGCUCCUUCUUCUAUAUCUAUUGGCAACUCUGACAUCACACUCUCUCCCUCUGCCAGAAACCUUGGAGUCACGCUUACGGACACCCUCUCCAUGGACAAACAUGUCACGAAUAUAUGCAGAUCAGCAUAUAACGAAAUUAGAAAAAUCAGCACCAUUAGACACCUCCUCUCCUUUGAUGCCACAAAAACUCUCGUCUCUUCACUCAUUCUUUCAAAAUUUGACUACUGUAACACUCUUCUCGCAGGCAUUCCUCAACACCACAUAGACAAACUUCAGAAGGCACAGAACUCAGCAUGCAGACUCAUUUUUAAAUUAAAGAAACAUGACCACAUUCAACCACACAUGCGGCAACUCCACUGGCUUCCAAUAUCCUCUCGCAUCAAGUACAAGUCUGCCAAUCUUUGCUUCAACUCGUUCACUGACCCUCACUUUCCUGUCUAUCUCUCUGAACUGUUGCUUCCUUACAUCCCCACAAGACAACUACGCUCUUCCAUUGACAAUAGAACCCUCUCAAUCCCAAGAACCAAAACUAAGACCAUCGGUGAACGCUCCUUCUACUUCCAUGGGCCCACGUUCUGGAACCAGCUCCCCUUCCAUAUCCGUCAUUGUGAAACCUCGUCCACUUUUAAAAAGUCCCUUAAAACCCAUCUGUUUAGGUCCGCCUAUGACCUGUGAUGCACCCUCCUUGCCCUGCCUCAUUUUCUGUCUCGGGUUGAUCCUGUAGUAUAGGCCAAAACGUGCCAAAGUGUCCUCGUUUUAUAGCCAUUUUAAUUGUUUCUAUAGUAUAGUAGUUACUAUCCUAGUGUCUCAUUUUUAUUUUACUUAGUUUACAUGUUUUUAAUAAUUGUAAAGCGCUUAGAGCUUUAAGGUAAGCGCUAUAUAAAAAAAUGCCUAAAUAAAUAAAUAAAUAAAACUAUUUCAUUAAAAUUAACCUCUCUCCUAAUAUUAACCAGGCAAGUAUUUACAGAUGUGAAUUUUUUUUUAAUUUAAAGAGUCCUUCUGUCCUAAAAUAUUAAAACUUAACUGUACUAGAAAAAACAAAAAUAGUUCCAGUUAUCUCUUUUCAUUUACGAGGACUAGUUGUUCGUCUGUUGACUAGGACCAUCAAGUCAUCAGUUGACUGAUGACUUGCGCGAGUGACUUUUGUUUAAAUUGAGGAAGAGUUGCACUGCGUCAACCUCACUCUUUCAUCCGGGCCCACCAUAUCCAGUGGCAGGACUCUACGUCAAGACAACCAGGGAUGGUUACGGUUUCAGGAAUUGUCAUUGUAUGCGCCUUACGGGACUCCAACUCUGGGUUUGAAUUCAGAGUUUCCUUCUCAUAGAUGGGUUGCCAACCAAGGUUAACGAGUCUCAUCGGUCCAGUGUGAUGUUUUUGCUUGACUGGCCUUUGGCUGGAUUUGAACUACAGACCACCAACUUGAGGUUUGCUCAGUUUAGACCAUUCGGCCACCCAGUCACUCCAGUCAUAACUCACUGUAAUACUCAUUUUUCGGAAUAUGCUGAGAGCUUUUCCAUUAUAAGAAAUCAUGUGGUGUUCUUAAAAGAUAAAUAUAAUCUGGCUGUUGCGAGUAAUCUUUAAGCAUGCAUUUUUUUCUUCAAAUUCCUUAUUAAAAUUCAUUUUAAAUUUAUUAUAUUACUAAAUCAUUUUUGGAAAUGCUUGUUCAUCCUACUGACAAUCUGAUUUAAAAUUAAAGACUUCUCUGAACUUGAUCUGAAGGGGAGAUAACAUGAUUAUAUUUAAAAAGGCUAAAAUAUUAUAUUACCCUAGCACUAACAUAUAUAGGCCUAAUUAUUUACAUAUUUUGAUGUAGCCAUGGGGUGUAACUUAUUAUAAAACAUGGAGUUUUGCAUACACAUAUGCAUAUGCAGUACUGGUGCACACCAUUAGGCCUAUUUAGUAAUAUCAGGAUUUUUGUCCAAAAGGUGUUUGAGUGAAUUCACAAAAUAUUUUAAAAUUAUUAAUUUUCAUGUUUUCACUUUCAAAUUACAAUUUAAAUUUUAACAAUUAUUUAUAACUGUGGUUUGAUCUUCAGGAAUUUUAAUUGGAUCUAAUGAAAGUAUAAAAUACCCCUAGUAAAUAUGUGCUACGAAGGGGUGUGCUCAGGUUGGCACUUUUGGGUGGCAUGUAUUUUCAUUAUGCACUUGCCUUAUUCUAGUUCUUUCACCUGCAAAAAAAAUUAAAAAAUAUAGAAUUCUGAGUAAAUUUUUAAAGACUGGUUUUUUUUUUUCAAUAUUACACAUUGACCCCAUUCAUUUCCAGGAUGAAAUUUGAGAACUUAAAAGUAAAAAUAAGAAUGAUAGCUGGUGAUAUUUUAAUAAGGCCGUAUGGGGUUUCAAAAUAGCUGCAAUAAUUUUUAUAUUGUCACAAUAUCAAUAUUUUUUGUUUAGUCCACAUCUAUCAGAUGCUGAGAAUGCUUCAAUUUUUGGAAAGUGCAAUAACCCAUAUGGACAUGGUCAUAAUUAUAAAGGUACAUUAUGA
This is a messenger RNA of Lymnaea stagnalis (great pond snail), 14632 nucleotides long. NCBI's taxonomy places the organism in Eukaryota, Metazoa, Mollusca, Gastropoda, Lymnaeidae. The record is from the annotation of a GenBank genome assembly.